AUGGCACACCAAGCGCACAACAUUCCGUGGCAAGCCUUGACCAGUCAUCUCAAGCCCGUCUUCCGCAGGUACGACGGUGCCGAUGGAGACAAGAUGUCGAAUUUUUAUGUCUGCUACAAGCCUCAGCAGGGCAAGCAGCUCACCUACUUUGUCACUGCAUUCGCCCAAAACAUCGAGCAUCACACUCAAUGCGAGCGUAGCAAGCACCCAGAGAUGUACUCGGCGCCCGCCCGGCGCGACCUGAUACUAACCGACGCGGUGGCGAAGAAGCUCGCCCCAACCGUGCUGCGCUUGCGACAACGAUCUCUUGCGGAUUCUGACGGGAGGGACAGAUACACUGGUCAGCCCUUUGACCAAUCCAUGUCGAACGAUGCCACCCGGCUUUUCUGCCGUCACAAGGAUGGCCAACUGGGCUUCGGAUGUGGGUGCGUUAUUCCUUACUGCGAGCGGCAGGCCGCUGCCUUUCUUCGAGAAUACGUGCCAAACCCAUGUUUCCAAUUCUUCCAGCAGAACGCAGAGGCGUUUUACAACCUUGAAAUUCUGAAGCUCUUGUUAUUAUACGGCGAAAUGGAUCCGAUCCUACGCAUUUGCGCUCAUCCCGAAGUCGACUACGAAAAUUGGCAUCACUUCCCCGAUGUGGGUUGGGACCGUAUUUACAUAAACGCAAUAGACGCCUACCUGUGUCUAAACAUAUGUUACUGCUUCCCUGAGAUAUGGGAACCGGCGUCUGGUCGAACGUCGAGGCAGGACUACCGCAACACAUACAUGUACCAACGCGUCAUGGCGAACUGCACGUCAUUCAGAGCCACCUCGGAGGUUCCAGCAUUGCCUCACCGGCAGUUCUUUGGCGUUUCCAACGACGAGACGUACCGCCAACGAAGAGGGGACGUUUUAUGGCAGCGAUGCAAACCCGGCCAUGGGGUACUGCCAUGGAAGGAAUUCCUGGCAGAGGAGAGAUUGACACCGGAUCCUGUUGUCGAGUCCUCCGCCAUCAACUAUGCGUGCAAGAUAUUAAUGGACAAGAGGCUCCCGGCAGAGCUGGUAUCGAGCAUCUUGGACUACGUGGACAGUCCCACGCAGAACAGACUCGAGAAGCCUCUUGACCCGUUCCAUCCGGUCAAUGGUCACCAGUUGCGCCGCUAUUUGACAUAUUGCUGGCAGCUCAUAAUUCGUUGCGGCAUGCUGGCGGGCGCACUGGGCAUGAACUUGGACUGGAAGGCAAUAGUCUCUGAACGCCUGGUUGAGCUUGUCUCGAGAGGUGACGGGAAAUGGUGCACAUAUAGAAUUGACUCUGGAGGUGGUUAUUGGGAGUUUUUGUAA
Metarhizium acridum CQMa 102 is the source of this 1320-nucleotide messenger RNA. The record is from RefSeq and is a predicted model, not a curated record. NCBI's taxonomy places the organism in Eukaryota, Fungi, Ascomycota, Sordariomycetes, Hypocreales, Clavicipitaceae.